Sclerotinia trifoliorum is the source of this 2703-nucleotide messenger RNA. The record is from the annotation of a GenBank genome assembly. NCBI's taxonomy places the organism in Eukaryota, Fungi, Ascomycota, Leotiomycetes, Helotiales, Sclerotiniaceae.
UCUUCUGCUUCCUUUUCAAAGUUUAUUUAUCAAUUCAAAGUUCAAGUCCGUCACAGAUAAAGUAUAAUAGACCUUUCAGCAUGUUCUAAGAUCUACUUGCGAACAACUUUUGUUUCUCUUUUUAAAAGUUUUCGAAAAAAAAAACAUUGAGUAAACUCGGAACACAGUACGAUCUUUUUUAUCUCCUUGAAUAAAUCAUACAUACGCACAUACAUACAUAUAUUUGAAACUCUUUGAAACUUCUUUAGAACAUCCAAUUCAUAAUUCAAGAAAGACUUGUUGGGACCCAUUUUUUUCAUCUCUUAAUCAGGUCCUAUCGCGGUAGAUUUUCGUUGUACCUACAGACAUAUUACCUGUCUAGUGUACCUGCUUCUUUACCGCAUUUUCCCAGCCUCCGCAAGGACCUCAACUCACUCCACGCCAACGCUUCCAUUUUUACGAAUCUUGCAUCACCACGCACCCAUUUACCACAUUACAACAUUUUACAACUAUUUUUCCAUCCAACAUUUUAUUUAUUUACUUUUUGUCUCACUCUCUAACUUCCGGAGGGGUUUUGAUAUAUUCCGGCGUGGAGCUUUUUCUGCAUCAUAAAUUUUUAAUACGACUUAAUUCACAACGCUUUUUACCUUAAUCCACUCGAUCUUACGAUAAAAAUACAAUUACCAAGUUUGAUCCUUAGAAUCAUUCAUUGCUUGAGUGUUUCAUGUUUUGAGCUUUGUUGGAUAAAAUAAAAAGUUGUAUGCACAUGAGUUUACUCAUCUGACCUCUGACCGCCUUUAUAUCCACAGCUACAUAGUUAGCAGAUCAAGCGGAUCAAGUAGGGAACAAGCAAGAGUCACAUUUUGUUUAGAACUUAUCAAGAUCGUUAUUUCAUCAUUCAUCGGAUCUUUCUUCUUUUUCCUUGAUAUUUUUGAGAAAUAUCUGAAAUACGUACAUUAUCUUCACCGUUUCCCGUUCAUACGAUUCAAUAUUCACGCCACGUCCAUUCGAUUCGAGUCAUUCACCCUACCUUCAAUUUAACAUUUACAAACAUAUAUACAUUUCAUUUCGACAUUCGAUAAGUACGAGAAAAUACGUUUGAUAAAAUUUCAUGUCCGCAAGAACAAUUUCAACCACAGCAUAAAGUACGAAAUAUAACAUUAAAACAUACAAUCCACGCCCUAACCGAAAAUGAAUUCCCGCGGUCGAGAAUCUUCCCGUCCUCCAACAAUAGUCACAGCUGCCACGGAGAAAGAAGCUCGUCGUGUCCUUGAAUGGCAAGAAGAAGUCGCUCGAAGUACAGCUGGUAGUUCGACUGCGCCUACUUCUGAUGAAGCAUAUCGUGCUGUAGCUCCCAGUCACGUUUCCCGAGCACCACCUGCUAGAAUCCAAAUUUCACAUGCACCUCAGACUCAAACUUUAGAGAGCCCACCUUUUCGAAGAGCGGAAACGUUUCCUAGAGGUAUGAGGAGGGAAGUUUAUGGUGAACAUAGACAUCCAGGUACCCAAGUUAGUGUGAGGAGGGAUAGGAAUCGAGAUGAUGAACAAACGGUUUACGUAGAUGAAGUGGAACGACAUGAUCAGGAAAAAGAAAAAGAGAAAAAUAAUGGAAUUUUUGGUAUGUCAAAUAAAGCUCUGGUCGGUACUUUUCUCGGCGCGGCUGCUGGCGCUGCUUUCGCAUAUGCAAUGGUCAAGAGUGAAGAUCCGGAAUACGAACUCGAUUCAGAACAUAAGAACAUGCCAGGUUUGCGCAGAAGUUACACAACCGGUCACGCAGAAACAAUCGCGAGUAGUAGUCGAGGCGGAGAACGCAGAUACCGAGUCAUUGAAGCGCCCAUGCCACCACCAGCCUCUAGCUAUACGCGCAUACAACGCGACCGCGAACGCGAAAGAGAAAGUGUACUGAGCCCUAUCGAAGAACGCAGUUACUACAGUUCUAUAUCCCAUACAAACACAGGCACGAAAAUUCGCACAAGAACUUCGGUCGAGCAAGGAGAGGGUUCAAAUGCUGGAACAGCUAGACCUCCUACUGCCAUUAAUGUUCGCGAUAAACCACAAAGUAUUGCACCAAGUCGAGUCAGCGAAAAAACAAGUACAGUGAAAGCAGCGAGUCGUGCCCCUACUAUGAUUUCUCGAGUCCCUCAAGCAAAAACUCAAGUCAGCAUACGGGAAUCAGAAUAUGAGUAUGGAUCUUCCCCAGCCCAGGUCUCUUCCGCAACCAAUAGAAGAAGUGGAGGAACCGAAGAAACGAAGAAAAUCUCUCACACGCAUACUACAAUUAAAUUCUCUCCAUCAAAAGUAUCAUCUCGACCUCUUCACUCUAAUGAACGCGAACGUAUUCCUCGCUCAGAAGCCACAUGGGAACGCGACGACAUAUCCGUUUCAGCCAUCAGCGAACGCCCUCGCGCGCGAGAGGUACCACUUCCCGCAUCAACGGUGAUAAGCGCGCGAUAUGGUGGUGGAUAUAGGGAACAAGGGGGCGGAUAUACGCAUGUGGGAGAUGUGGAGAGGGAUCGCAAGAGUUGUAUUGAUAGGGGUGUGGAUGAGGAUGGGAAGAGCUACUUUAAUCCUCGGGGUGCGAUGAGUGUUGCGCCUUCGGAUAGUGUUAGUAGUGUGGGGACUAAGAAGGAGAGGCUUGAGAGGUUGAGGGGGAGGUUGGAGAGGGAUUUGAGGGUUUGAUGGGGUUGAUGGGCGGGGGAUGAAGGUUGUUAUGAAGGUUGUUUA